Nezara viridula (southern green stink bug) is the source of this 1790-nucleotide messenger RNA. The record is from the annotation of a GenBank genome assembly. Lineage: Eukaryota; Metazoa; Arthropoda; Insecta; Hemiptera; Pentatomidae.
GUGGGGUGCCACUAUAAGAUAUCAUUAAACAACCAGGUCCGGUACUCCUUCCACAUCCUACGAUCUUACAAGAUGUCCAUCUUCUUAUUAUGCUUAUUAUUCCGGUUCACGUAUGGGUUAACAGAAAUAGACAAAAAUUACUGGAAGGAGUCCGAUUUGAAUGAUCUUCACGAAAGCUUGGAUGUUGCAUACAACACCAACAUCGCUAAAAACGUCAUCAUCUUCAUCGGUGACGGAAUGGGUCCGAAUACCGUCACCGCAGCAAGAAUCUAUAGCGAAAGCGAAAGUGGAUACCUGUCCUGGGAAAGAUUCCCUCACCUUGGAGCUAUCAAGACAUACGCUGCAGAUAAACAAGUCCCUGAUUCUGCCAACACUGCAACUGCCUUAUUUACUGGCACGAAAACUAAUUACGGAACUGUGGGGGUCGACAGCAACGUAAAGAGGUACGACUGUGAAGCUAGUCUUGUAGAAGAAAACAAACUUAUAUCAGUUGCAACCUCUGCUCAGGAAGCCGGAAAGUCUACGGGCUUCAUCACAACGACUCGAGUCACGCACGCGACUCCAGCAGGUUUUUUUGCACACUCUGCUGACAGGGACUGGGAAUGCGAUUCCAGCCUGCCUCCUGAUGCAUCGAACUGCAAAGACAUCGGUCGGCAGUUGGUUGAAGAUCUACCAGGAAAAAAGUUCAAUGUGAUCAUGGGCGGCGGACGUCAGCUUAUGCAAGCGAAUUCUCCUGAUUUACCACAGGAUCCGAUUGUAAUGUUCGACUCAUGCGUAAGAACAGACGGACGAGACCUGAUUGCAGAGUGGGCAGAAGAGAAAAAGUCUUGGGGAGCGCGCUACGCUCUGCCCAACAACACCAGAGAUUUGUUGAAUGUUGAUGUAUCCCAGACCGAUUAUCUUUUUGGACUAUUCCAAAAUAGUUACCUUCCUUAUGACUAUAUAAGGGAUAAGUCUGAGAAUGGUGUCCCUUCUCUAGAAUUAAUGACUACGACUGCAGUCAAGCUUCUUAUGAAAAAUGAAAACGGAUUUUUGUUGAUGGUUGAAAGUGGAAUGAUUGAUAUUGCUCAUCAUGCUGGUAAAGCGAGGAUAGCUUUGCAUGAAGUUAUGGGAUUGAACGAUGCUGUCAACAGUACCAUCAAACUGCUCAAGGAUGCCGGAAUUGAAAAAGAGACCCUGCUAAUUGUGACUAGCGACCAUUCCCAUACAUUGACAAUAAGUGGUUAUGCAGAUAAAGGAAACAGUAUUUUGGGCCUCGCAGGCAAAUCAAAAGUAGAUGGAGUGCCAUACACCACUCUGGGGUACGCAAACUCGGGUAUAGCAAACUAUCACUACACGGCAGUCAAUGGCACCGUUGUCCGAGAAGAUCCUUCAAAGGUAGACACAAUGUCUUGGGACUAUGGGCAGCAAGCUGCUGUACUUCAGGAUGAGAAUACACAUGGUGGAAACGAUGUCUUUGUUUAUGCUUCAGGUCCUUAUGCUCAUCUAUUUCAUCGCAUACACGAGCAGAGUUAUGUAGCUACUGUGAUGAGGUAUGCUUCCCGGAUCGGAGAGUUUUCCUCAGUCACUUCAUCUCCGUAUGGCUCCAGUUCUUCAAGUAUUCUGUCAUCUGUAUUUUUAUUAAUUAUAAUACAGUCCAUCUAUCUAUUCCAAUAAAAUAAUAAAAAAUGAAAUCGAUAAGAUAACACUUGUUUUGGACUUCGCAAACUUCCGGAUUGGCCUCUAAUAGCAAGGUGGGUUGAAACUUCAGCGUAAUAAUUAAAAAUAUUAAUUUUUAAAAUUUAGUAUUU